AUGGAUCCGUUGAAUGGUGAGCCAACAAAACAUCAAAAUUUUAAAACAAAGUUUGAGAACGCUUUGCAAAUUUAUCGUGCUAAUAGUAGUUCUAAAGUGCCUAAAGUGUCAAAGUCAAAGAAAAUCUCAUGGCAAAAAAUAAAGUGUCCUCGUCAAAUUAAUGGCGUUGAUUGUGGAUACUUUGUAAUGCGAUUUAUGAAAGAGGUCAUCAUGGAAAAUGAAUUUAUGAUCCCCACAAAUUACUUUUUUGACCACAAAUGUUGUACCUACUCUCAUGAUAAGUUAACUGAGGUUAAGGAGGAUUGGGCUACUUAUGUGGUGGAUGAUGUUUUCGGAAAACAAGAAGCAAUUAUUUUUCCUAAUUAG
Molecule: messenger RNA, 366 nt
Organism: Vicia faba (fava bean)
Lineage: Eukaryota; Viridiplantae; Streptophyta; Magnoliopsida; Fabales; Fabaceae
Source: the annotation of a GenBank genome assembly